GGAAGUUUAUUUUCUUCUCACUCUCAUUCUGACUAAGACAGCGGACAAUGGCAUCCCCUUCCAACCUACAGUGUUUCCCGAGUUCCUUCUUGCGGCUGGCCCAGUUGUAUAUCAUGACUGGUGCUAUUUCUGUCACAGGAAGUGCUGCACUGAUUCAGUACAGAGGAGUGGUUGGUGGAAGUGUGACUUUUUACUGCCCCGUUGCUGAAAAUAGCACACUAGAAUUAAUGUACAUUCAAAGGAGCAGUGAAUUUGUGAAUGGAUACUAUAAAAGAGAGACAAUAACGGAUCCGGUAUGGAGCAACACAAGAAUGGAUACUAAGAAGGGAACGAUGCACAUGUCCAGUUUGAAUGUCUCACAUCAAGGGGACUAUCAGUGCCAUAUCAUGUACAGUGACAUUCCAUUAGUUACAACUGGCAUGCACCUCAGUGUCACAGGAAUCUACAGUAAACCUGCCCUUACAAUGGACUCCUGUGAUCAAAGCCCUCUCUUGAGUUGCCUACUGACAUGUGUCGCGCACGGCGGCUACCCGGAAGCAGAAGUGAAGUGGAACAUAUCACAGACUCACACUUUGAAGGCUAUGAACAACAUUACGAUAGAUAAUGUCACCCUGUUGGUCAACACUUCCAGCACUGCACGCCUCAACUGCUCCAAUGGAGAGACGUCUAUCAGCUGCUCUGUGGGCAACCUCAGAUCAGAACUGUUGUCAGUCUGUAAACCUCUAGGUAAACCCAAAUCUACAUCUUAUCCUCCCUGGCCUCAUGUGAUAACCAUCGCAGUGGUGGCUGUCUGUAUUGUGGUUGUUAUGGUUGUUACAUUGCUGUUGUGUAAAAGCAAGAAAUGUAAGAAAGGAGAAAAUGAAAACAUUAAUGAAGAUGUGGAGGAGGGAAUACGCCUCAAUGGAAACAAAAAAGAGGAAACGUGAGUGCUUGAUGAAGAGGAAUGUCUGAUUUCUUUUUAGCGCCAUUUCCCAGAAAAAUUUCACUAAAGUGUAAAUUACAUAAUGUGACUGCUGCCCGUGUAUCAACUCACUGGACAGUCUACUGUCAACAUGUCGCUGACAUUUGAAUAGAGACAAGUGUUUGAGGAAGUAUUACUUAUCAGAUUACUGUAAUAGGGGGAAGUACAGUGAAUCAUUGAAGUGAGAAAAUCUUACUUAGAUGACUUUUCCAUUGUUUUUAUGUAAGAUUGUUGUCAUAUACUGGCAAAAGUCUCUGGGGACAUACUCCCCAACACUGUGAAGAAUGAAAUCAUAUCACAAAUGGUAAAAUGUGUGUUUUACUGUUACACUGACCUCUACUGACAUAAUUUGGAUCUGUUACACAAAUUAUUGUGUUUCAUCUUUUUGAAAUACAGAACAUUGUUGUUGUUGUUGCUGCUGCUGCUGUUGCACUUGAAUUGAAUUAAUUUAUUCAAUGUAUCUAUUAGAACGUUAUUUUUGUCAAUAUCUAUUUUUUAAAUGUACUGUUGUUCCCCUAUUUCGUCUAGGGUUAUUCUCUUUUCAGUUUACUCUGUAAAUAGUUUCAGCGUGAGAAGCUGAGAAAAGUAAAGAAAUAGACGUCAGAAUAAUGUUUGCACAUAAAUUGUUCUCUGCGGUAUCGUACAUUUUCUGCAAAAAAUUCCAAUAUUUUAGGAUUUCCUUGUAAAAGUGCAAUAUUCAAUACAAAUUAUUUUUUAGCUAAAAAUGUUGGUCUCUGUCAGAAUUUAAGCAAUUGGUUUUCUGGUGACUGUUCUCCUAUUCAAUAUUUAUGUUGCAACAUAUUUAGUUAAUUUUAAGGAUUUAUUUCUCAAUAUCAUUAUUUAAUUUAUUUACCCUACUGUUCGGGAAAGCUGGCUUUUCUUCCUCAUUCCUAAGAAAAAACAUCUCAAACUGCUUCUUUCAUUUCCUUAAUUUGUAACAAACAAUCCUGUUGGAUGGCUAUGUUAACUCAAUUUUACAUGAGUUCAUUUUUAUUCUUUGGUAAUCCAAUAAAGUAAAUUAAACAUGUUUCAAUUACA
Trematomus bernacchii (emerald rockcod) is the source of this 1999-nucleotide messenger RNA. RefSeq names its product CD276 antigen. Bases 48 to 926 code for a protein of 292 amino acids. Gene Ontology annotation, cellular component: external side of plasma membrane. The record is from RefSeq and is a predicted model, not a curated record. Lineage: Eukaryota; Metazoa; Chordata; Actinopteri; Perciformes; Nototheniidae. The transcript is spliced from 8 exons. Gene Ontology annotation, biological process: cell surface receptor signaling pathway; immune response; negative regulation of T cell proliferation.